Melospiza georgiana is the source of this 6318-nucleotide messenger RNA. RefSeq names its product actin-binding protein WASF3-like. The transcript has 9 exons. Gene Ontology annotation, molecular function: protein kinase A regulatory subunit binding; Arp2/3 complex binding; actin binding. The record is from RefSeq and is a predicted model, not a curated record. Gene Ontology annotation, cellular component: SCAR complex; cytoskeleton; lamellipodium. Lineage: Eukaryota; Metazoa; Chordata; Aves; Passeriformes; Passerellidae. Bases 99 to 1607 code for a protein of 502 amino acids. Gene Ontology annotation, biological process: positive regulation of Arp2/3 complex-mediated actin nucleation; actin cytoskeleton organization.
CGGCGGCCGCAGCCCCGCACGGCCCCGCACGGCCCCGCACGGCCCCGCCAGACACGGCCCGGCCCCCAGCAGAGCGGAGGAGAGGCUGAGGGCUCGCCAUGCCGCUGGUGAAGAGGAACAUCGAGCCCCGGCACCUGUGCCGGGGGGCCCUGCCCGACGGCGUGACCAGCGAGCUGGAGUGUGUCACCAACAGCACCCUGGCUGCCAUCAUCAAACAGCUGGGCAGCCUCAGCAGGCACGCAGAGGACAUCUUUGGAGAGCUGUUCAAUGAAGCCAACAGCUUCUACAUGAGGAUGAACUCACUGCAGGAGAGGGUGGACCUGCUGGUCAUCAAGGUGACGCAGCUGGACUCCACCGUGGAGGAAGUUUCGCUGCAGGACAUCAACAUGAGGAAAGCCUUCAAGAGCUCCACGGUGCAGAACCAGCAGGUGGUGUCCCGCAACUCCAUCCCCAACCCGGUGAUGGAGAUGUACCAGCGCUGCGACAAACCCCCGCCUCUCAACAUCCUCACACCCUACAGGGAUGACAAGAAGGAUGGCCUCAAAUUCUACACCGACCCCUCCUACUUCUUCAACUUAUGGAAGGAGAAGAUGCUGCAGGCAACAGAGGACAAGAGGAAGGAGAAGCGCAGGCAGAAGGAGCAGCGGCUGGUGGAGGACUCCACCCGGGAGGUGAAGAAAGUGAGGAAAGCCCGCAACCGGCGCCUGGAGUGGAACAUGAUGGCGUAUGAUAAAGAGUUCCGGCCGGAUAACAGGUUCUCACCAUCCCCCUAUCACAUGGCAUCAUCGGAAGGAUCACUGUCCCCAGAUAAUAGGUCCUACGCGUCGGACGCUGCCGACCACUCGUACCCGGCCAGCCCCAACCACCCAGCCCAGCUGCUGGCCCCCGCUGCCCACCUGGCCCCGGCGGAGCACAAGGAGGGGCUGGCGGCCCCCACGCCCCCCGAGCACGGGUUCAGGCCCGCGGGCAGCCGGCAGAACAGCCUGACCCGCCUGCAGCAGCCCCACGCGCCGCCGCCCCCCGAGGCCGUGCUCAACGGGCCCAGAGCCCACCUAGUCAAGGAUUACGGGCCGCAGCCGGUGCCCAUGGCCGAGUACUUCGUGCCGCCGGCCCCACCGCCGCCGCCGCCCGUCAUCCCAUCGGCCCAGACCGCCUUCGACAGCCCCAUCUCGGCUCCCCCCGCGCUGGGCCCCGGCUCGGCCGCAGCCCCCAACUACGCCCCAUCGCCGCCCCCCGCGCCCCCCGGGCCCUACUCGGCCUCCCCGCCUCAGAGCGGGCCCAUGGCCCCCCCGGUGGCGCCGCCGCCGCCGCCGCCCGGGCCCCCGGCCGUGUCCGCCUCGCCCGCGCACUCCGCAUCGCCGCCGGCCCCCGCCGAGCCCCGCAAGCCGCAGGUGCCGCUGAUGCCCAUGAGCGACGCCCGGAGCGACCUGCUGGCUGCCAUCCGCAGGGGAAUCCAACUCCGGAAGGUGCAGGAGCAGUGGGAACAAGAGGCCAAGAAAGAGCCCGUGGGCAAUGACGUGGCCACCAUCCUGUCGCGCCGCAUCGCCGUGGAGUACAGCGAGUCCGACGACGACUCGGAGCUGGACGAGAACGAGUGGUCGGACUGAGGGCCCCGGCUGGGCGGGCUCGGGCUCCUGCUCCCCUCCAGGUGUGUAUGGGCACCUUCCCCAGGGGGCUCCUGCUCCCCUCCAGGUGUGUAUGGGCACCUUCCCCAGGGGGCUCGGCUCCUGCUCCCCUCCAGGUGUGUAUGGGCACCUUCCCCAGGGGGCUCCUGCUCCCCUCCAGGUGUGUAUGGGCACCUUCCCCAGGGGGCUCGGCUCCUGCUCCCCUCCAGGUGUGUAUGGGCACCUUCCCCAGGGGGCUCCUGCUCCCCUCCAGGUGUGUAUGGGCACCUUCCCCAGCGUCGCUGCCCCGGUCAGGAGCUUUGCUUUUACACUAUGUCCAAAACCCUUCGGGCAGCAGCAGCAGCACUGGUAGGAUACACCUUGGAGGCAGUGAGAGCAGAAAUUAGCAGCACCUUCACAGUUAAUGACUUCCAAAAUUCUCUGAAGGCAGGUUAAUAGAUUUACACCUGGAGCAAGAGCAGAGACUGGCCCUGGGUGUGCUGUGUGAGAGGAGGGAGCCCCAGAGGCAGCAGUGCUUUUCCAGCUAAACGUUAAUUGUGAUAACGAGAAGCUCCUGGAGAAGAAGCCUUGUUUGCACAGCUGGUGCCACCACGGGAGCUCAGGGGUGGCAGUGUGGGUUUGGGGACACUGCUGCUGGUGGUUUUGGGGUCAGGCAGCUCCAAAGGCUGGGUGUGGGCAGGAGCCUCCUUCCCUACAGAGCAAUGCACCACAUUUAGUAGCAGUUACACCCUUGUGUUGUUGCUCCCUGGAAAAUCAUGGAAUGCUUUGGGUUGGAAGGCACCUUUAGAGCCCAUCUAGUCCAACCAGAACUGGGACACCCUCCACCAGACCAGCUUGCAUGAGCAGCCCAAGGUGUUGGUGACCUCAGCCUGUAUCCACCCUCAGAGCUGGUUUUCUAGGAGCAAAGGGAGAAGGCAAGGCUGGAGUGGCUGGCAGGGAGAUCCAGCCUUGUCUGGGCCUGUCCUGCCUCUCCAGCAAAGGAGCAGAGCUGUCCAGGGAGCUCCCCCAAGCCCAGCUCUCCUUGGCCUUAGCAUGGCACCAUUUCAGUGUGAUUUGGGAAAAAGUGAAUCAGACAAUCUGCUGCUUUCAGGUAAACUCUCAACUUGCACUUUGCAGCCCCACAAAUUGUGCCUGUACAAUUGGGAUCAGCUCAGAGCCAGGCACUGAUUCCCCCUGCCUGAUCCUGCUCCUUCCCCUGUCCCAAGUUUGGACACUGAUGGAGGAGCUGGGUGACCAGCCCCUGUUUCAGCACUGAAAACACCUGUUUCAGCACUGAAAAUACCUGUUUUCCUAUCAAAACAGAGCCUGAUCCAUAGAAGACUUUUCACAGAGCUACAAAGAGAGGAGGAGGCACAGAGGAAGGCAGAGCAAAGGGGUGGGAAAUACUGGAAAUAUCCCAGGCAGGUGUGAAAACCUGCAGAGAGCUGGGAGAGGUUCCCCACCUGUGGAAAACAGGCCAGCACCAGCUGUGGAUUGGCCACUAUGGUGUCCCCAGACCCUCUCUUGUGUUCAGCUCUACCACAAGUCCCUGAACAGGGAAAGCUGAGCUCUGUGCCCAGUUCCUGCCUCUCCCAGCAGCCCUGCAGGUGAUGGCUGCUUCAGCAGGAUUUUGGCUAUGUAGAAGCAGCCAGACCUGCAGAAGAGAUGGGAGGAUAUGGCUGAGAUCCAAAUGCUGAUGGCUAAAUUCACAAAAUCCUAGAGUGAUUUGGAAUAAAAGGGACCUUAAAGACAUCUCAUUCCAGCCUCCUGCCAAGGGCACCUUCCACUAGAGCAGGUUGCUGAUAUCCUGGGAAGUGCUGGUGUUGAGCAAGGUCCCAAACAUCUGCUCAUUUGCCCCCAGUGCAAACCCCUCAUGGCCAGGUGUGGUGAAAUGCCACCAGGAGCUUUCCCUUCUCUUGUCCCUUGGAUGUGACACCUUCCACACCUCCACACCCAGGCUGGGAGCUGCUGAGUGGGCUUGAGCAGGGCUGCAGAAGGGAUUUGGGAUGUGGGAGAGGGCAAGGCAAGAAGCAGCAGGACACAGGGAAUAACUCAUCUGCAGAACCCAAGGAGCAGGAGUGACCAGAGGGCCAGGGAGACACCUUGCCCCACAGGUGGCCAGGAAAUUCCUGGUGCACACUGAGAGCUCUUGGUUCUGGUGUUGACCCUCUGAGAUGCAGGGAAAUGGCUGCAGGAGGUUUUUACAGAGCCCCUGCAACGCCCAGGAGCUGCUUUCCUUGGGAAGGCAGCUGGGCUUUGGCUGGAGCAGGUUUGAAGGAGGCAGUGUAAAAAUUCAGGAGUGCAAAAAUUCAGGGCAACAUUUAAGGUGGAGUUUCUGGUGGAGCAUUAUUAACAUAGAUACAAUCACAAAACAGUGUGUAAGCAAAGAGAAAUUUGGUUUAUUUGGGCAAUUUAGGAAGAGUAAUAACCCUUUGUGUGAGAGAGAAAACAGCAGGGGCUGGUGGAGCUGCUCUUGUGUGUUCCAGAGGUGGAGGGGCUGCAGAGCCACUGUGGGGACCCAGCAGAGCUGAAGAGCCCCCCUGGGCCUGGGAGGGGGCUCAGGGACACAGGGGACUCACCCUGGGCUCUGUGGCUGUCCCAGACUGCAAAGCUGAGCCAGUCCUGCUCUGUGGUAUUUUCAGGGUCUCCAGGACGAAGGAGGAAUUGAGAAUUUGACUCUAUGUUCUUACAAGGCUAAUUUAUUAUUUUAUGUACUUAUAUUACAUGAAAGAAUGCUAUACUAAAACUAUAGUAAAGAAUAGAGAAAGGACACAGACAGAAGGUUUAACAAGAUACUGCUGAAAAACUCUGUGACUUCUUCCAGAGUCCCAACACAGCUGGACAGUGAUUGGUCAUGAAGUAAAAACCAUUCACCUGUUGGAUAAACAAUCUCCAAGGCAGCAAAACACAGGAGAAGCAAUCAGAUAAUUAUUGUUUUCAUUCUUCUCUGAGGCUUCUCAGCUUCCCAGGAGAGAAACCCUGGUGAAGGGAUUUUUCAGAAAAUGUGACAGUGGCACUGGUGAGAGCUGGAGAGCAGCCCAGGGCCCCUGAGAGAUCCAGUCCCUCCUUUCCCUGCCCCAGCUGCUCUGUGUGUGUCACAUGGGGCUGUGGCAAUUGGGGCAGGACCCUGUGGGUGUGUGGCACUCAGGGCUGUCCCAUGGCCCUGUCACCCUCUGCUGGGGCUGGACUGGUGCUGUGGCUUGGCAAAGGGCUUGACAAUCACAGGAAGGUUGGGAGGGACCCUAAAGGGCAUUUUUAGGUCACUCAGGCCACAGCUGCAGAGCAGAUGCACAGCUGGCAGCCCCAGGGGGGGCAGGAAAGGCUCAGCCCCAUUCCCUCACAUCUUUAUGUUCUUACACCACGUCCCCACUGGUAUAAAUCACCCAUCCCAGCAGCCCCAGGGGGGCAGGAAAAGCUCAGCCCCAUUCCCUCACAUCUUUAUGUUCUUACACCACAUCCCCACUGGUGUAAAACAUCCAUCCCAGCAGGCCCAGCCCAUCCUGCUCUGCUGCAGGAAAUGCCCUGAGAGCACAAACCCAGCUCAUAUUCUCAGCUCCAUGGCCUCCCAGCUGCUUGGGAACAUCCCCACCCUCCUCUCCAGGGAGCAGAACUGCCAUGGACACCCUCCAGCUGUCCUGGUAGCAGGGGUGGGGUCCCCCAUCCUCACCCCAGAGAGGGGGAGCUGGUGGAGAAGUGACCUCAGGGGGGUUUGGACACCCAUUCCUGGCCUGGCCAUGGCUCACCCAGCUCUUCCCAACCCUCCCAGCAGCACCAGGGAUCAUCAGCUGGGAAAGGACCUCCAGGCUGGAGCAUGAAUGCCACAGCCCCAUGAGCCAGCCCAUCCCCAGGGGGACUCAGCUCCACCACCUUCAUUUGGGGCAGAAUCACCUGCUUUUUGCUCAGGUGACCUCUGCAGCCCAACAGAAGUGACACCAAUUGCUUGGCUGCUCUGGGCUGUGCUGCUGGGACUGUGCCAUGCUAAUUAACACUGUCUGUCUGUCCCACAUGCUGCACACUCAGUGGUUUGUACAUAUGUGCCUAUUUCUGUGCCCGCUCCCCAAAGUAGGCCAUGCUGAGUUACACAACCUGAAAUGCUCAAAUCCUCAUGUGGGCUGAUAUAAAAGUGAAUAUUUAAGUAUUUUAUCUAGCUUGGCAGACAUUAAAAAAUACAAUCCAGGUCACAGAUGAUUGAAUUUCUCCUGUCUCAAGAGUGCCAGAAUUGGGCUGAGGAGGUUCUCCUGUACAUUAAGGUAUCGUGUUCCCUGCUGAAAUAUAGCAGUGGCAUUUCAUUGCCAAAGGAGAAUCACAGAGUGCCAAACAUUUAAUGAGCCCAACUGAUCUCCUGAGAGCUCCUCUUUCCAUUUUAUCUGCUUCCCCCUACUUGCCAAUUUAUGGGCAUAGAUUAAAAAUAAUAAAUAUGGCUGUCAACGGCAGGAGGAAAUGAAAUAAAAUAAAAUAAAUAAAAUAAUAAAUAUGGCUGUCAACAGCAGGGGGAAAUAUCCUGUGUCCAUACAAACGGGCUGGGCUGGAGUCAGUGGAACAGUUAAUGAGUAAAUUUGGGUUCUGCUUGGAGAUGUCAAUGGGAGCUGUCAUCCUUGAGGUCCAUCAGGAGCCUCUUGGACAUCCCAGGUGCAUCUGGAAAGGGACUUUACAGGGAGCACUGUGCCUGUGGUACAGCUGUGAAGCUACAGCAGGAGUGAAGGCUGGUUCUGCU